AUGGAGGCCAACUUGCUCUUACCCAUGGAUGCCAGUUUGCGCGCUGCCGUCGCCGUUCUCGGUGCAGGCGCAUUGUAUCUACUCAGCCUAGUUAUUUAUCGCCUCUUCUUGUCUCCCCUAGCAAAAUUUCCAGGUCCCAAGCUUGCCGCAGUAACAAGUUGGUACGAGUUGUACUAUGAUCUUGUCCACAAAGGCAAAUAUCUGUUUGAGAUUGAGAAGAUGCACGACAAGUAUGGACCAAUCGUAAGGAUUAAUCCGUUCGAGCUUUCCAUCCGCGACUCGGAAUACUACGACGAACUCUACGUCGCGGGCUCCGUCCGCCCCACGGACAGAUACGAGGCCUUCGUCGAAGGUAUUAUUGACUUCAAGGGCUCUCACAUCGCGACGAUAGAACAUGACCUCCACCGCAAGAGGAGAAAGCCACUCGACCCUUAUUUUUCCCGACUUGGUGUCUCAAGGCUAGAGCCCAUGCUUGGCGAGCUGACCGAGAAACUGAUCGUCAACCGAUUCGAAAGCUUCAAGGGAACUGGAAAGGUAGUGAGACUGGACCAUGCCUUCACGGCUUACUCCGGUGAUGUGAUUAACAGGCUGUGUAUGGAUGACCCGCCUGAUGUUUUGGUAGAUGAUCCGGAAUUCUCACCGUGGUGGUAUAACCUGUUCCACAAUGGGAUUGCAACGCUGCCUUUGUUUAUGGGGUUGCCUUGGUUGAUUCAUGUCGUCCGGCUUAUUCCUGUGAGCAUUCUGGCAAAGCUGGACCCCGGAACUCAGACCUUCAAUAAGUUCAAGAUGAUGUGCGAUGACCAUCUCCGAGUCGCUAGGCGUGAAAAAGCAGCCCUGGGAUCUAAAGAUACCUCGAUGAUGGGUGGCCGCCCGACCAUUUUCCGACAUGUGCUGAACAGCGAUCUCCCGCCGUCUGAACUCACAGACGAUCGCCUGUCUAAGGAAGCCCAGGUCCUUAUUGGCACUGGCACCAUCACCACAGCCGGAUCGUUGUGCUUCAUUUGCUACCACAUAAUGGUCAACCCCGCCAUCAAAAAGCGUCUCCAAGAAGAGCUGAAGCUCAUCAUGGCGAACUACCCUCCCAAGAAACCGACUUGGGCUGAAUUAGAGACAGCACCGUAUCUACAGGCGGUGAUCAAAGAGGGUCUUCGCCUCAGCUUCGGCACCAUGCACCGCCGUACGCGUGUUUCCCCCAAACAACCCCUCCAGUUCAGGCAGUGGACGAUCCCAGCUGGCGUCCCCGUCGGCAUGUCUGCAUACUAUGCCCAUCGUGAUCCGAGCGUCUUUCCGCGCCCUGAUGAAUUCCUCCCCGAGCGAUGGCUGGCGGACGUUACGCCGGAGAUGAGUCGCAACUAUGUCCCUUUUUCGAGGGGGUCAAGGCGAUGUUUGGGAACGAAUCUCGCGUACGCUGAAAUCAACCACGUUAUCGCUACACUUUUUCGUCCUGGGGGUCCCGACUUCAACCUUUAUGAAACGAGUGAGAAGGAUGUUAAGCCCGCUCACGAUUUGAUUGUGCCGCUGCCGAGUCUGGAGUCGAAGGGGUUUCGGGUUAUUUUUUAUUAA
This is a messenger RNA of Aspergillus thermomutatus, 1563 nucleotides long. Its product is annotated as cytochrome P450. The coding region runs from base 1 to 1563 and encodes 520 amino acids. The record is from RefSeq and is a predicted model, not a curated record. Lineage: Eukaryota; Fungi; Ascomycota; Eurotiomycetes; Eurotiales; Aspergillaceae. The transcript is spliced from 6 exons. Gene Ontology annotation, molecular function: iron ion binding; heme binding; monooxygenase activity.